Molecule: messenger RNA, 3405 nt
Organism: Eimeria mitis
Lineage: Eukaryota; Apicomplexa; Conoidasida; Eucoccidiorida; Eimeriidae
Exons: 13
Coding region: 1-3405 (1134 amino acids)
Biological process (GO): establishment of cell polarity; positive regulation of G2/M transition of mitotic cell cycle
Cellular component (GO): cytoplasm; cell septum
Source: RefSeq, a predicted model, not a curated record
AUGGGGGCCCCCCUGGGGGCCCCUCUAGGGGCCCCUGAGGGGGCCCCUCUGGAGGGUACUGGAGUAUUCCCUCUGGGGGCCCCCACGGGGGGCCCCCCGGGGGCCCCCCUGGGGGCCCCCCCUAUGGGGGCCCCUCUGGGGGCCCCCCCUAUGGGGGCCCCUCUAUCUACUGAGGCUUUAGGGGCCCCCCUGGGGCCCCCCAUGGGGGCCCCCCUGGGGGCCCCUCCGGGGGCCCCUGAGGGGGCCCCUCUGGAGGGUACUGGAGUAUUCCCUCUGGGGGCCCCCACGGGGGGCCCCCUGGACUCUGAGAUGUUGGGGGGCCCCCUGGGUUCGCCUUUGGAUUUUUGUUUGGGUUCGUUAGAGGGGCAGGGGGGCCCCCAGGGGCCCCGGCCCCCCAGGGGGCCCCCCUGGGGGCUGAUGUAUUGGGGGCCCCCCUGGGGGCCCCCCUGGGAGGCCCCUCUGGGGGCCCCCCAGGGGGCCCCCCUGGGGGCUGAUGUAUUGGGGGCCCCCCUGGGGGCCCCCCUGGGAGCUGAUGUAUUGGGGGCCCCCCUGGGGGGCCCCCAGGGGGCUGAGGUGUUGGGGGCCCCCCUGGGUUCGCCUUUGGAUUUUUGUUUGGGUUCGUUAGAGGGGCAGGGGGGCCCCCAGGGGCCCCCAGCAGGCAGCAGCAAAGAGAGGGGGGCCCCUGAGGUGUAUGUAGCUGCUGGGGGGGGCUACACACAAAGCUGUAAUAGAAAGACAGAAUGCUGCAGCAGCAGCAGCAGCAGCAGUAGCUGCAGCAGCAGCAGCAGCAGCAGCAGCAGCAGCAGCAGCAGCAGCAAGUUGGGGGCCCCAGAGAAGCGUUUUGCUUCGUUGGCUUUUCAUUCUACAGGUCUUGCUGCUGUGACGGAGGCAGUUGCUGCUGCUGCUGCUGCAGCAGCAGCAGCAGCAGCAACACCUAAAAAAGCAGAAAACAGCAGCAGCAACAGCAGCAGCAAACGCAGCAGCAGCAGCAGCAGCAGCAGCAGCAGCAAGAGGAAAGGGGCCCCCUCUUCUUUGUGGCUGCGGUCCUCACAUUUGUCUUUAUGGGCAACAAUAAAGGAGAGAGCAGCAGCAGCAACAGCACAGCAGCAGCAGCAGCAGACACACAAGAAGCUGCAGCGGGAGAUACAGCAGCAGCAGACGCAGCAACACCACAAGCAGCAGCAGCAGCAGCAGCAACAGACACACAAGAAGCUGCAGCAGCAGCAGCAACUGGCACAGCUGGAGACAGCCAGCUGCAGCGGGAGGCCCCCGCCUGGUGUACGUACACCUCAUCAGACACUGCAGCAGAUGCAGCAGCAGCAGCAGCAGCAGCAGCAGCAGCAGCAGCAGAUGCCGCAGCAGCAGAUACCGCAGCAGCAGCAGCAGCAGCAACAGCAGCAGCAGCAACAGGAGAAGAAAAGGAAGAAGAAACAGAAAAAGGAGAGAGAACAGAUUACACACAACGUACAGAAGAAACACCACAACACACACAAGACUCAGCUGCUGCUGCUGCUGCUGCUGCUGCUGCAGCAACAAAAGCUGCUGCUGCUGCAGCAAAUGAAACAGCAACACAUGAUACAACAGAAACUGAAGCAGCAGCAACUGCAGCAGCAACAACUGCAGCAGCAACAACUGCAGCAGCAACAACUGCAGCAGCAACAACUGCACACAGAUUACACACAACGUACGGAAGAAACACCACAACACACACAAGGCUCAGCUGCUGCUGCUGCUGCUGCUGCUGCUGCUGCUGCUGCUGCUGCAGCAACAGAAGCUGCUGCUGCUGCAGCAAAUGAAACAGCAACACAUGAUACAACAGAAACUGAAGCAGCAACAAAUGCAGCAGCAACAACUGCAGCAGCAACAACUGCAGCAGCAACAGCAGCAGCAGCGCCUGCAGCAGCAGUAACUGCAGCAGCAGCAACUGCAGCAGCAGCAACUGCAGCAGCAGCAACUGCAGCAGCAGCAACUGCAGUGCAGCCGCAGCAACUGCAGCAGCAGCAACUGCUGUUGAGUAUGGCCUCGAGGCUUCUCUUCUCCCUCCGACCCAGAAAACGCAAGAAGGUGAAGCAGCAGCAGCAGCAGCAGCAGCAGCAGCAGGAGAAGCAGCAGGAGCAACAGCAGCAGCAGGAGAAGCAGCAGCAGCAGCAGCAGCAGCAGCAACUGCUGCUGCUGCUGCUGCAUCACAGCAGCAGGAGAAGCAGCAGCAGCAGCAGCAGCAGCAGCAACUGCUGCUGCUGCUGCUGCAUCACAGCAACUGCAGCAGUUGAGUAUGGCCUCGAGGCUUCUCUUCUCCCUCCGACGCAGAAAACGCAAGAAGCGGCCGGAUUGGCUCCGUAUGCUCGAGGCUUCUUCAGUGAGCCUUCAACUCCGCAGCGGCCGCCAGUGAAGCGGCCAGCAGCAGCAGCAGCAGCAGCAGCAGCAGCAGCAACAGCAGCAGCAGCAGCAGCAGCAGCAGGGGGCAUAGCCUCUCCCUAUACGACUCCUCCUCGUCUGCGUGGAUCGAGCGUAUGCUCUGCUGCUGCUGCUGCUGCUGCUGCUGCUGCUGCUGGUGGUUGCUGCUGCUCUCCCAUGAAGCUGUCUAGGAGCCGCAGCAGCGGGAGCCUGAAAUCUGCUGCUCGGCUUCCUGCUGCUGCACUCAGUCGUGCUGCUGUUGCUGCAGCAGCAAAACGCUUCAGCCCCCUACCCCUUAUGGAGGCCCCCCUACAUUCAACCCCAAAAAAACAGAGAAGAAUACAGCAGCAGCAGCAGCAGCAGCAGCAGCAGCAGCAGGAGGUGGAUGAACAGGAUACACUAAUGCAUGGUAGCUGCAGUAACAGCAGCAGCAGCAGUAGCAGCAGCAGCAGCAGCAGUAGCAGCAGCAGCAGCAGCAGCGGUGGUAGUGCAGCAGACGGAGGCUGGACGGCAGUGAAAAGAGAAAAGGCCGUAGAGACUCAGCACCACCACCAGCAGCAGCAGCAGCAGCAGCAGCAGCAACAGCAGCAGCAGCAACGGCAGCAGGAGCAGCAGCAGGAGCAGCAGCAGCAGGAGCAGCAGCAGCAGCAGCAGCAGCAGCAGCAGCAAGAUGAAGCUGAAGGUAAGCAAAUGGAGCACGAGUAUGAGGAUCUGCAGCAGCACCACGACGAAGAGACCAACCAUCAGCAGCAGCAGCAGCAGCAGCAGCAGCAGCAGCAGCAGCAGCAACAGCAGCAACAGCAGCAGCAGCAUCACCAUACAAAUCCCUAUAAAACAAUCACCAACAUAUACCCUAGGGGCCCCCACAGCAGCAGAUGGAUGAACAGGAUACACGAAUGCAUGGUAGCUGCAGUAACAGCAGCAGCAGCAGCAGCAGCAGCAGCAGCAACAGCAGCAGCAGCAGCAGCAGCAGCGGUGGUAGUGCAGCAGACGGAGGCUGGACGGCAGUGA